Andrographis paniculata is the source of this 985-nucleotide messenger RNA. Its product is annotated as E3 ubiquitin-protein ligase At3g02290-like. Gene Ontology annotation, molecular function: ubiquitin-protein transferase activity. NCBI's taxonomy places the organism in Eukaryota, Viridiplantae, Streptophyta, Magnoliopsida, Lamiales, Acanthaceae. The transcript has 4 exons. The record is from RefSeq and is a predicted model, not a curated record. Bases 152 to 751 code for a protein of 199 amino acids.
CAACCUCUCUCUCUCUCUCUCUCAGCAGCAGUUGUUCACACUCUUCACACUGUCAAAUUGCUCACCGGAAUCCAUCAAUCCGACGAGAGACCAGAAGUGAUGAUCGAAGGUUUGGCGGCUUCAUGUGUAUAAAAACGAUAUUCGUAUAGAGAUGGGAGGUCGUUGUUGCAUUCAAUCUAAGAACAGGGAGGAUAACAGGGCACCGGCAAUCUUGGAUAAUCCUGCACCCGAAGAGCAAAUGCCACCUCCAGAUCAAGCUACAGCUGAUCCCCGCGUAGAUAAUCCGCUUCCACCUUCUUAUGUGUCACCUCCCAUGCCUUUACCCUUUGAUGCAUAUGAGGUGCGCCGAGCUUCGCCUUCAGGGAAUCAAGCAGGCUCAACGGCCUUGCAGCCUUCUAGCACUCAGGCUGCUGCUGGAGAUUCUAAUGCUGAUAGAACUUUGCAGGCGAGACUAAAGCAGCCAUUGGAAUCUGACGAGGGGGGGGAAACAAAUGCUGCCCAUGAAGCAUCUUUAGAUGUAGAAGAUGAAAAUAGAAAGUCCGGCGAAUCUUCCACCCUACCAGUGUUCGAUGACGAGGAAGAUGUGUGUCCCAUCUGUUUGGAAGAAUACGAUGAGCAGAACCCGAAAAAUAUGACAGACUGCGACCACCAUUAUCAUCUUUCUUGUAUUCUUCAGUGGAAGGAAAAAAACAACACUUGUCCGGUGUGUGGUAAGGUCAAUUUUCUGCAUUCUGAAAAUGAUAAUCCGUGAAGUGUAUUGCAGGAAAGGAAAUCGUACUAUUCGCCGGCGAAGGGUAGCUACUAAAAUGCUGCAAUGGAUUACUCUGUCGACGAUGGAAGGCCGGCUAUAGAAAUAAUUGACAGGUACAUUCUUUUGGUUCAUAGAGAUUAGGAAUUUGUUGAUUCUUUCUUGUGCAUAAGUUUGCUCAGAAUUGAAUGUGGCAUGGCAAUAUAGAUCAAUUUUUGUGAUUGUUUCUAUGUUCAA